Messenger RNA from Actinia tenebrosa (Australian red waratah sea anemone), 1223 nucleotides. RefSeq names its product epimerase family protein SDR39U1. NCBI's taxonomy places the organism in Eukaryota, Metazoa, Cnidaria, Anthozoa, Actiniaria, Actiniidae. The record is from RefSeq and is a predicted model, not a curated record.
GUCUGGCGCUGAGUAAGCCAUUUUGUUUUUGUUUUGAUAAUCUGAUCAUGCAAGCGUUAUGGAAAUCACGGAUUUAUUUGACAAAAAGACCACCUAAAGAUGCAAUCCAAACACUAAUACGUUUUAGGUGUCUUAGUUCGUCUAAUCAGAAGAACAUGAAGGUCGUGAUCGGAGGAGGAACAGGAUUCGUUGGCAAGAGGCUGAAAAAUACUCUUAAAGCAAAGGGGUAUGAUGUACAGAUUAUCUCAAGAACAAAAGGAGUUGGCAAAAUAACCUGGGAUGAAGUGAGUGCAUCUGGCUUGCCAGAUUGUACAGCUGUUGUUAAUCUUGCUGGGGAGAAUAUAUUGAAUCCUCUAAGAAGAUGGAAUGAAAAAUAUGAAGAAGAUAUCAGAAGGAGUAGGGUAGAUACAACUAAGCUACUUGCAGAGAAGAUUGCUGCUGCAGAAAAUCCUCCUAAGGUGUUUGUCAGCUCCUCUGCUGUUGGCUAUUACCCACCAAGUGAAACAGCAGAAUACACAGAAGACACCCCACCCAGUGACCAAGAUACAUUGACAUGCCUCUGUAGAGACUGGGAAGCCAGUGCUGAACUCCCUGAGAGCUGUAAGACAAGACUUGCUACUGUUCGAAUAGGUGUGGUGUUGGGAAAAGAAGGAGGAAUAGUCCAACAGACAAUCUGGCCUUUUUGGCUCGGAGUAGGAGGUGUGGUGGGGAGCGGGAACCAGGCCUUUCCGUGGAUCCACGUACAGGACAUAUGUGACAUCAUCGUAUUUGCCAUCGAGAAUGAUCACGUGACAGGAGUACUCAACGGUGUUGCCCCUGAAAUCUCAACCAAUAGAGAUUAUACAAACCAACUUGCAAGUGCGCUUCAUCGUCCAGCCAUUUUUCCUGUGCCAGCUUUUAUGAUCAAUGCGGUGUUUGGGUCUGUACGUGGAAUGAUUAUGCUGCAAGGACAAAAGGUCAUACCAAAGCGAACAUUAAAACUUGGAUAUAGUUUUAAAUUUCCUGAUUUGAAGUCUGCCAUUGAAAACGCUAUCAGAUAAGGAGUAUGGUUUUGAUAUUAAAGGUAGCACAAUCAAGCGCCACUGAAUCUCGAUACUGAGUCGAGUUUGGCUUUGUUACCUUUAUUCCUCAACAAAAUUUCCAAGUAUAUUUAUCAAAGUACUGUAUUUCUAGUUGUGCCCUAAUAAGUAAAUAAAACCUGAUAAAAACCAGCUAAUUCACAA